UAAGAGCUGAAUUGUUUAGCUUUUUUAGUUUCGUGUCCUUAUUGUUAUUUGUUUGACGUUUCUACUAUUGAUGUCAAUCUUUUUUUUAAACUGAACCAGAUCUACACACCGAUCUCAAUGCACACAACAACAUUUAAGAAUCUAAAGGCAUGAUUGAAGGCUCACCACAGUCACGGGAGCCUUACAAAAAGGUCUGAACAUCAAAUCCUCCGGAGAAACUACCUGUGGACCACCUUUUACUUGUGGAACAUAUUAAUUGUCAGUCAGCAAUGUCUGCCCCUGAAGUACCUCCACAAACCCAGCAGCUUUCAAGACAACCAGACAAUCCAGGGAAAUGCACAACAUAUUCAAUUCGUGCACUAGCAGCAGUUGGUGGAAUCAUUUGUAUAAUUACAGGCUGCUUGACUUUCAUCACUAUUUCUCCGAUGUGUAUUGUUGCUGGCAUAUAUCUCAUACUCCUUGGUUUACUUGUUGAGAUGUUAGAGGCUCCAAUUUGUUGCCAGUACUUCACACUGACUGAUAAGAUAAACAAAUGGGGCUCUAAUCUACCUGCCUGGGUCAAAGCUUUGAUGUAUUUCGUAUUACCUAUAUUUGCCAUGGUUAUGUGCCAAGGACUCAGUACUAUCAUUGGGGCACUUGUCAUUAUUGCUGUGGGCAUCCUGUAUGGCGUAGUCUUCAUUGGCAAAAAGGGGGAUGGUGUGCGAGCAGCUCAAGCACAUCGGCGAUUUGACAAUGUGGAGCUUGAAGAAGAAGCAGAAGAACAUAGGUUCAGUAAAACCAAACCAUAAAACUAAACGAAAUUACAUAAUAUGUGUGGAUCAGAAAGUAGGAGAAAAUAAUUAUAAUCACAAAUUUAAGUUACAUAAUUUUGUCAUUUUGUGGUUCUAAACACAUGGAGUUUGUCACUCACAAAAGAAACUGUAUAGUCCUUGAGGGGCCAUUCAGAAUAGUCUAUAUUAACAAAAAUAAUGUUUUCUCUUAAAUUGUUUUGACUCACCAUCCAUUCCCAAGUUUUGCACUGUGUAAGGCGAAACCCUGUGUCCCACCAUGGGCAUUAAUCCUGGGGGGAAAUGAUAACACAGCUUUUUGAAUGGUGGGGGACACUAUAUCAAAUGUCUCCCCCUCAAAAUUAGCCCUAGAUUGCAUCACAGAUCGAGCAUCUGAAAUGCAAAAUUUUCCCAGGCCCUUAAUCAGGCCUGCACCCCACGCCGGAAAGUCUUCUCACACACAUGCUCCAUCGUUGACAGAUUUGCAUCUCCGCUUGAAAGAGUGGAAGGGAUCCCCACCCCCACUCCAUUUUCGAAGGGUGGAGGACACAAUAUCAAAUGUCCCCCCCCAAAAAAAAAAUUGGCCCAAGAUUGCAUCACGGAGCAUCUAAAAUGCAAAAUUUUCACGGGCCCUUAAUCGGGCUUCUCACAUGCAUACUCCAUCAUUGACAGAUUUGCACCUCCCUUUAAAAGAUUGGAAGAGACUAGUCCUCCUCCACCCCAUUUUCGAAGGGUGGGGGACACAAUAUCAAAUGUUCCCCGUGUCUUUUGUCUAGAAUGCAAAAUUUGUCCAUGCCGUAAAGGCUUCACACUCUCAUGCUCACUCUUUGACAGAUUUGCCCCCUAACACUUGUGUCAUAGAUUCGCACCUGAAGAUGCUGUUAACUCAAAAGGUUCUACUGCUACCAUAGAGUGAUAAGAACUAGAGGGCGCACUGGCCUAUAUACGCGACCCAGCAUGCGCCAAGCAAUCAAGUUGACAAAACAGCAUCACACAGUGUGUGUUUGCGCGGCCAUUUUGUAAGUUGACAAAACAGCAUUGCGUAGCGUUCAAUAAACACAAACUCAAACGUUUCUCCUUGCGGUCCCGUCGCAUUUUGUGCAAGAAGUAUCAUAAGUGCGCCCUUUCAAGAGAAGUCUUUCACCACUACCUUCUGUAAGUUUUUUGUAAAUCUGUGAACUUUUUUUUGUUUCUGUUCCG
Asterias rubens (European starfish) is the source of this 1967-nucleotide messenger RNA. Its product is annotated as calcium channel flower homolog. The transcript has 7 exons. NCBI's taxonomy places the organism in Eukaryota, Metazoa, Echinodermata, Asteroidea, Forcipulatida, Asteriidae. The record is from RefSeq and is a predicted model, not a curated record. The coding region runs from base 270 to 788 and encodes 172 amino acids. Gene Ontology annotation, biological process: vesicle-mediated transport. Gene Ontology annotation, cellular component: membrane.